AUGAAAAUAAUUUAUUUAUUGGUUGUAUUGUUAUAUUUUAUGGUAAUUAUUUCAUCAAAUAAUAAUGCAGUUUUCAGUAAAGAAAUUAAAAAUAAAAUUAAAGAAAUUAAUAAAUUAAAUCUUUGGGCAACACCAUUUGUAAAAAAAGGAAAUGUCUAUUCAAUACGUAAAACUGAAGAAGUGAAAGGUAAAGAGUAUUUAACAGGGGUCAAUGAUGAAGAGCAGUUAUAUAGUAUGUUUGCAGGUGAAAAAAAGAUUAAGAAGGGGAAUGAACUCCUCAAAGUGAAAUGGACCUCAACUUUAAGUAUUGAUACAGUCAAUGUUGAACAAACUGAAUUAUUUGACAAACUCAUGGAAUUACAGUUGGCAGAGGAGGAUAUUUUGACUGUUGGCUUAUUGGUUUAUAGAUACUGUUUAGAAGACGAACCUUACGAUUUAAAGGCAUGGGUAUCAUCUCUACCAGAACACUACAAUAGUGCAAUUUUUUAUACUGAUGAAGAAUUAAACUAUCUUAAAGGAUCACCAGCAUUUGUUCAAAUUAUGAUCGAAAGACAAUCAGCAAAAGAACUCUUCGAAAAACUAGCAUCUACUGUUUUCAAAGAAGAUUUGAUUACUAAAAAUUGCAAAAAUGAACUCAAUUGGGAAAGAUUUAGUUGGGCAUAUGCAACUGUUUCAGCACGUAGAAUUUAUGUUCCAAACCCAGAAUCAAAUAAACCAUCAGCCACAAUUGCACCAUACCUCGAUUUCUUUAGACGUUCCAAUGAACCAAAUGCCAACAUUGAAUACGAUGAAGAGUUGGGAACUGUUGAUGUCAGAACUAUUGCCAAUAUUAAUCCAAAAGAAGAAAUCUUUGUUAAUUUUGACCAUCACUAUUGUAACAGCGAAUUACUAUCCGAUAAUGGUUACAUCAUUAAAGAAAUCAACUCACAAUCAUGUGUCAAUGUUUUAAUUGAGGAGUUAUUUGACUCAAUCAACCAAAAUGAUCCAAAAAAACAAGAAAAAAUGAUAUUAAUUAAUAAUUUCUUUGAAGAAGAAGGUGUUAAGAUGUUAAGAAUUUCAUUAGAUUCACUCACUGAAGAUCUUUUAAAGGUAUCAAAAUAUAUAGCAUAUAAACAAGAAUCAGUUGUAGAGUAUCUUAUUAGAUUAGUUGAAUUAAAACAAUCACACUAUUUAACAACAAUUGAACAGGAUAAGGAAUUUAUUAAAACUCCAGAAUAUACUCAAUUAAAGAUUAAAGAGAAAUUAGCUUUUGAUCUUGCAUUCCAAGAAAAACAAAUUCUUUCAGGUGUAAAACAUAAUUUAAAAAACAAUAUUGAAAGUUCAAAUACCGAAGCUCAACCAAAUAAUCAAAAUAACGAAAAAGAACCCAAAAAAGUAAAAGAUGAGCUUUAA
Dictyostelium purpureum is the source of this 1392-nucleotide messenger RNA. RefSeq lists its product as uncharacterized. The coding region runs from base 1 to 1392 and encodes 463 amino acids. Gene Ontology annotation, biological process: peptidyl-lysine monomethylation. The record is from RefSeq and is a predicted model, not a curated record. Gene Ontology annotation, molecular function: protein-lysine N-methyltransferase activity; protein binding. NCBI's taxonomy places the organism in Eukaryota, Evosea, Eumycetozoa, Dictyosteliales, Dictyosteliaceae. The transcript is spliced from 2 exons.